CGUGCUGGCGUCAUCGUAACGUUCCUAUUGGUUGGUUGCUACGCUAAUUGACCAGGAGAACCGGCUGUCAACUAUUUAGAUAGUGAGAUGGAGCGUACUCGGCGGCUUUCUCAAAACUCACAGAGGAUGGACUCGGCUCGUAGUGGAAGUAUUUGUAGGCAUUUCCUUAAUGGCUUUUGCCGAUACGGUGCAAGGUGUUGUUACAGACAUGAAUGGCCAGUUAGACCAUCACCCCAAAUAUGUAGGUACUUUCAGAAAGGUGGAUGCUGGUAUGGUGACAGCUGCAGGUAUCGCCAUAUUCGGCAGCCAGAAGUUGAUACGACGUUUGCAGGUAGAAGAGCCUCUGUGCCUACCUUCCCCCACUCUAGGCAUACUUAUUCUCCCAUUGAAAGAAGAGGGUCGGAGGCUACAGUUUUGCUAGCUGAAGUGAUGAACAGGCAGCAGUUCAGCAGAUCAGAAUCUUUAGUUAACAUGUCAAAUUUUCAACAUGAUGUUGGAUACCAGCCGGCAAACAUCACUGUGGAACAAUCUCAAGAGACUCACCCAGAAUUGAUCCAGAGCGUAGAAUCUCACUGGAACUCAACUCAGAGCUUAGACGCUGCAGAAGCUGACUUGGAUGCAGGCCAGAGGUCAGAUGUUGCAGAGACUAACUCGGAAUCGGCCCAGACGUCAGACGUUGCUCAAGCAGGUGCAUGCCAAGGAAGGAAUGAAGAGGCAAUCCCUUCAUCGGAUGCACCAGAGGAUGGGGCUUCUGCUGCUGCAGCCUCUAGUACACAAAGUCAAGUAGAGGAAAUGGAAGCCUUCAUCCAGAGUAAAGACGUGACCUGUGGCAUCUGCAUGGACACGGUAUAUGAAAAGACCGAUCCAAGAAAUCGAGUCUUUGCAAUCUUGCCAAACUGCAAUCAUUCCUUCUGCUUACAAUGCAUCAUGACCUGGAGGAAAACGAAAGACCUUGGGCCCGACGUGGUAAAGACCUGCCCACAGUGUCGAGUGAGGUCUCCCUUUUAUGUGCCGCACAAAUACUGGGUUCAAGGAGAAGCAAAGACGAGUGUGAUUGCUGCAUUCAAAGACAAAUUCGGUAAGAAAUGCUGCGGUUACUACGCCCGGUACAGAUGGUGUCCCUUCAAAACGGAGUGCCUUUAUCGUCAUGAUAGACAUGCGCAUCAUGCGUCACUUCAGUAUCCCACAGAAGACGAGGAUGAAGAUGAGUGUGAUGGUGUAGAUCUGCUGAAUUUCUUCAUAGCCAUGACCCUGCUUGGUGAUGACGACGACGAUGACGAAUAUGAUUUUCCUUUUUACCUAGCUGCGGAGUAUGGUUUCUGAGCUUUUUCCAUAGUUUUUGUCAGUGCCUGAAACCACUGAAUGGGGCCUUCACCAAAAAAAAAAGAAAAAAAAUCAUUGGCUCCUGGAGAACACAUGGCUGUGUUUUGACCUUUCUAUCCUCUUUGAAAUCAGUAUUGAAACAACAUUUUGAGAAGCCCUUAAUGAAGAUCAGAGAUAUCGGCCAUACAUCACGGAGUCCAAAAUGUGUGCAGUUCUUAAUGGGCCAGUCUACAGCAGUUAAUUUCACUAACCAGCACUCAUUUAACCAGGGAGCAAGUAACUUGUGAAAUUCUUUGCUGUAGUCGGUCUGGAAAUGUGCACAUGGCUCUCCACAACACAUGGUUUGUUGACUCUGUUCUUGAUAUAGGCAUCCCUAAUUUGGCACAUUGUUAGUUUGUACCUCCAAUGUAUAUAUAUUGUUAACCUGUUUUGUUGUAGUUGGGGGUUUAUUUCCCCCCUCCACAGCCAUAGUGCUUCAAACAUGUAGCAGAUUGAUAUUUUUCCCAUUUACCCCUUUACUGUUCAUUGGGACUGCUCAGCUUAGGCUUUCUGGCCUAGUGAUUUGCACAAUUUUGGAAUUUUAAGUGUUCUGUGGAUGGUAGUUUUAAUUUCCUAAAAAGGUUAAAAAGUGUACUGUACUGUUUCUUGUCCACUAGUGCUGAUAAAUACCUCAAAUUAUAGUUUUGACAGGAAGUUAAAAUGUUAAGAUUUUAUUUCUUUUAAACAAGUUGUACUUGUACACAGAAAAUAAAACAUUGUUUCUCA
Messenger RNA from Mugil cephalus (flathead mullet), 2088 nucleotides. It is a transcript of the gene mkrn4, whose product is annotated as makorin, ring finger protein, 4. Gene Ontology annotation, biological process: protein polyubiquitination. Gene Ontology annotation, molecular function: ubiquitin protein ligase activity; metal ion binding. The record is from RefSeq and is a predicted model, not a curated record. The coding region runs from base 88 to 1323 and encodes 411 amino acids. NCBI's taxonomy places the organism in Eukaryota, Metazoa, Chordata, Actinopteri, Mugiliformes, Mugilidae. The transcript is spliced from 8 exons.